AUGAAACACCAGAGAAUCUGUAUGGGAAAGAAGCCCUACAAAUGCAUUGCGUGUGGGAGGAGCUUCCAGCUGAGCUCAGCACUCAUUAAACACCAGAGCACCCACUCCGCGAAGAAACCCUCCAAAUGCCUUGGCUGCGAGAAGCCGUUCAGCUGGCGCUCCGCACUCCUGAGACACCAGAGGAGCCAUGCUGAGCAGAUCCCCUGCCAUCCCACUGAAUGUGGGGAGAGCUUCCAGCCGUGCUCUGCCUUUGCCAGACACCAGAGAAUCCACUGGGCGGAGAAAAGGUGUGAGUGUGCUGAGUGCGGUAAGGCCUUUGGGCAGCGCUCGGAACUGAUCAGACAUCAGAGAAUCCACACCAGCAAGCGAUCCAACACAUGCGUUGAGUGUGGGAAGAGCUUCUCUUGGAGCUCAGCCCUCGUCACGCACCGGAAGAUCCACACAGGCGAGAGACCCAUCAGUGCAGGGAGUGUGGGGAGUGCUUCAAGUGGAGCUUCACCCUCCUCGUCCACCAGAGGAUCCGUACGGGGCAGAGACCCUACAAAUGCACCAAGUGUGGGAAAGGCUUCAGUCACAGCUCAGCUCUCAUUCAGCAUCAAAUAACGCACAUGGAAGAGAGACCCUGGACCUGCUCCGAGUGUGGGAAGAGCUUCGCUCAGAGCAAAUCCCUCCUUGCCCAUCAGAGAACAGGGGAACAGGCCCUGUGGGUGCAGCGAGUGUGGGAGAGGCUUCCAGUGAAGUGCGGAGCUUCUCCGACACCAGGUUAUCCACCUGGAGGACAGACCCUACAAAUGUAGCGCCUGCGGGAAGAGCUUCAACAGCAGCUCGAACCUGACCGAGCAUCAGCGAAUCCACACUAGGGAGAAACCCUACAAAUGUGACUUGUGCGGGAAAGGCUGCAGCCAGAAGUCAUCCCUCAUGGCCCAUCAGGGAACCCACACGGGCGAGAGGCCCUAUAAAUGUCCCAGUUGUGAACAAAGGUUUAGGUGGCGCUCAACACUUAUUAGACAUCAGAGAAUCCAUGUGGAGCCAGUUGCUCUGGGGGGCAUUUUCAUAAAACUGCCAGGGAGCUAUGUCCUGUUAAGCAGGGAGCCUGGGGGCUGCACAAGAAGGGCUGCGUUUGCUGUGGACCCCUCCCAAGAAGGGAGUAAAAGGAGGCAGCCCAAGACUUGAGCAUUCACCUGCUGAGAGAGGAAAUAUAGUUGCUGUCGAGGAAAAAACAUUGUAAAAACUCAUCAGCUACUUAUCUCUGAGCUGCUUGGAUAGCAGGUUGUAGCCAGCGUGUUGGGGCCAGUUUUGGGGUCACUGCCUGAUUCUAAGUCGGCACCAAAAAAGUCCUCAUAAAAAUAAUAUGGUGUUCAAUGAUAGUCUAAAUGUGAAUUGUGAAAAAAUAACUGGCAAACCCUCUGUGCUGUGAGGGAGAGAGACUGUGUGGAGCAGGGGUGAGUUACUGAGGGGACAGUGAGAAGGCAGAGGAGAGCUAGCCAUGAAAGAAAGCAGAACUGCUAAAUUCAAAUAUAUGGAGCUGAAGCCCCUAUUCAUUCAUGCUGUGUUGGCCACAGCUGAGUGCACUGGAAUUUGCAUCGUGUCUGUGUCCAGGUGCGGACUGGUCCAUGACUUACAAAAACCGAAUCCAUACACUGGAGGCGAGCUUAGGCCAGUUGGGACAGGAGCUCACUCAGCCCAAGGACUGCGAGAACAAAUGACUGGCUGUGCCUCCAGGCUGCAGAGGGGGUGAUGCUGAUCAGUGACACUGGCUGCUUUUUCUUAGGAAUGGCAUAAAACCAUUUUAUCCUGCUUGAAACAUGAAAAAUAGGUUUGUGGGUGGUGGUUGUUUUUUUAAAGCCCUCCCCCUGCAUUUCUGCAAAGGCUCCCUCUGAUCAAGGUAACCAUCUCACCCCUUUCCUUGGUCUGUAUCUGAUGUAGGCCCCACUACACAGGCAGUGCUUUUAGCAGCCUUGUUGCUGUCUCACCUGAACUGUCAGAAAUGCCAUGUUUGGGGACAUGGGAUUUCCCUGGGGACAAGGGAGUUUCCAGUGUGACCAGUGGCUGGAAGGUGCAGGCCUCCUCCAGCUGUGACUGUACAGGAGGUUCCUAGUUGGUUCGAUGGUCAGAUACACUGCCACGGCUGUGCUCGUGAGCUGGAGUGUGUAACUGAGCUGGAGUUAGUGUAUUGAAUGAUCCCUGUGGCAUAAGCUCAACACCCUCUAAGCAUGGGCUGUACGUGUCUCCAUCCCUUUCAUGCAGCUCCCUGGUUCCCUGAAACAGUCAUUGCUUAUGCCGCCCACCCCGCUGCAGCCUCACUGAGGAGAUCUAAAACGAAGCCAUCCCGUGGUCCAGAACCUGCCUGAGCUCUUAGUUCUGGGCAGGGAUGGGAGCUGUCUUAUCCCUGUGAGACUGGUUGUGAACACUGCCCUGAGUCCGGUGUGUUCUGGGAGCAGCGGGGCAGUCACACACUACGGCAUUUCUCGUCCUUGUGGAUGGUAUUUAUCCAAGGGCAGUAGUUAACAGGUGGGGGUUUUGCUGGGGAGGGGGGUGUUUGAACAGGAGGGACCAAUGAAAGUGUAGAAUUGCUGCGUCUGGAGACUUCUGAACAAUUUACAUAAAUAACACUCACAUAAUCAGUGAGGUGACAGGCAGGCUUUGAGGGUCAAAGCUGGGGUAUUUGCCCGGCCGAGAAACUUGCUAGUGGGAUCAGUCCAAAUGCCCUCAGGCCCUCCAAAGGCUGGUCCUGGACCAGUGAGGAGGAAGGAAAGCUCACGCUCCCCAAGUCCUAGUAGCUACAUCCCCCUGGCCCAGAGGUUUGUGCCUGCCUCAGCUAGGAGGGGAAGGAAGAAGAGGCUGAGUAUUUCCAUGCGUUGAUGGGGGGGGGGGUGAGCUUCCUGCACUGGGAGGAGAUGAGUCCUGUCUGCUAUGGGCACAGACUGAUCACAUGAGUUUGGGAGGCUGACUGGUGAUUUUUCCACUCAUGGGGUUGGCAAUGCUGAUCUUGCUCACCAGGUGGCUUUUCCCAAAGAGCUUGCAGCACUAAUUGUAAGUACAAGAUAACUCAAUAGCACAUGAGUAACAGACUGUCACCACAGUGCUAAUUAUUUCUAGCAAUUAUGUUUUCACGCUUUUACUUGCCUGUCAGGUAUUUUCUACAUUCAUAAUUUACUCUACAGUUUAACAGAGUAGAGUGCGAAAGCAACAGUUGAGUCACUGUCAGAAUUUUGACUUAAUCUCCAUGAACAGAAUAUUGUAAUUUAUACCAUUUGUGGAUUCUUUGGUCAUCCAGCUGUAUUAUUUAAUGAAGAGACGUAAAUCAAAAAGCAUAAACAGAUGAAACACUUA
Molecule: messenger RNA, 3333 nt
Organism: Dermochelys coriacea (leatherback sea turtle)
Lineage: Eukaryota; Metazoa; Chordata; Testudines; Dermochelyidae
Product: zinc finger protein 3-like
Exons: 1
Coding region: 1-603 (200 amino acids)
Source: RefSeq, a predicted model, not a curated record